Molecule: messenger RNA, 540 nt
Organism: Parnassius mnemosyne (clouded apollo)
Lineage: Eukaryota; Metazoa; Arthropoda; Insecta; Lepidoptera; Papilionidae
Source: the annotation of a GenBank genome assembly
CUGUCUACGAUUGGUACGACUGUCGUCAUUUACCAAAUUGAGCGGCAAGAGGUCAUCAGCAAGAUUGGUGGCCCAGGAAAAGUUGUCCAAAUAGACGAGUCAAAAUUUGGAAAACGGAAAUAUAAUAAAGGAAGGCGGAUUGAGGACCACUGGAUUCUCGGCCACAUUGACGAUGGAAGUGAAGAUUUGGGACUAGAGGUGUGCCCCGAAAAUAUCAGGUCAGCGGACGUACUAAUGCCCCUAAUUAAAAAACAUGUGGCUGAAGACACCACAGUCCAUACAGACUUCUGGAGGGCGUAUGAUUGUUUGGGGGAACAUGGGUACAUUCACAAGAAGGUGAACCAUUCCAAUCGUGAUAACCCAUUUGUUGCCCCUGAUGGCAUUCACACUCAAAGGAUCGAAUUGCAAUGGCGGGUGGUUAAAAGAUUCUUUAAAAAAUACAAUUAUAACCACCCGGAAAACUUUGCAGAUAUUAUUAUUACAGAAUAUUUGUGGAGAAGAUCAGUCCAAAGAAACAAAAAGGAUCAUUUUAUGGAAUAA